AUGUCGCCGGUGAGGACAAUGACGGUCAUCGCUGACGUCGCCUCCGACGAGGAAGAAGAGUACUCGUUCGCCGUCGCCUACAACGGACCAACGCCGGCAUACGAUCUUCCGCGGGCCGUCCCGAUCACCGUCGACAACAUUCCGGUGGCUGCGGCAGUUGCGGUAUCGCAGGUUUCGUUCUCUGACGAGCUUUCUUUGCCGGUGGUGCAACCACUCUCGGCCCCGGAGCUUCAAUUCUCGAAGGAGCUGAAAACGCCAAACUCUGAGUCCGCUGUUUCUCCGACGUCGGUGAUCGCCUUCGACCGGAGCAACGACAGAGGCUCCGGCAGAACCACGGUCUCUCCGACGUCCGUGAUCGCCUUCGAAGACGCCGCCGCGGAAGCCAAUGACGCGUGCGAGUUGAGUAGCGAAAACUCGUUUUCUGACAAUCAUGGAACGAUGAGAAACUCGAGCACGUUGUUGUUGAGGCAUUCAAAUUGCGAGAAGGAGAGUUUGGAUUUCAACGAUUCGAGCCAGCAAGAUUACGCUUCCACGUUGAGUUCCGAUUAUCCAUCGUCUCACAAUUCUCCUUUGGAAACUAACGAACCCGAACCUGAAUGUGGCGGUAAACGAGGACCUGUGGUGUGUUUCGAGGUGGAGGAGUGCGAAGCGAAAGAGAAGGUUAAGCGAGAGAGUGCGAGGAAGGGGAAGAGAGGUUCGUGCUAUCAUUGCUUGAAAGGAAAUAGGUUAACGGAGAAAGAAGUGUGUCUCGUGUGUGAUGCUAAGUAUUGUGGGAGUUGUGUGUUGAGAGCAAUGGGUUCGAUGCCGGAAGGUCGCAAAUGUGUUGGUUGCAUUGGGUUUCCUAUUGAUGAAUCUAAGAGGGGCAGUUUGGGAAAGUGCUCACGGAUUUUGAAGAGAUUGCUUAAUCAUUUGGAGAUUAGACAGAUUAUGAAGGCGGAGAGGUUUUGUGAAGUGAACCAGCUUCCACCUGAGUAUAUUUGUGUGAAUGGAAACGCUCUUUCUUUUGAGGAACUUGUCACGUUGCAGAGUUGUGCUAACCCUCCGAAGAAUUUGAAGCCCGGUAAUUAUUGGUAUGAUAAGGUGUCUGGUUUUUGGGGGAAGGAAGGACAGAAGCCUUGUAGAAUUAUUAGUCCGCAUCUGAAUGUUGGGGGUCCCAUCAAACCGGAUGCUAGCAAUGGAAACACGCAGGUUUUCAUUAAUGGCCGAGAAAUAACAAAAGUUGAGCUUCGAAUGUUGCAGUUGGCAGGAGUUCAGUGUGCUGGUAACCCACAUUUUUGGGUCAACGAGGAUGGUUCGUACCAAGAAGAAGGACAGAAAAAUACAAAAGGGGGUAUUUGGGGAAAGGCUGGAACGAAGCUUGUAUGUGCUUUACUGUCCCUGCCAGUUCCAUCUAAUUCUAAAUGUUCAAAUUCAUGUGGGUUUCUAUCCUCCAAUCUGGUUACCAGACCAGUUCCUGAUCACUUUGAGCAUGGAAUAGUUCAUAAGCUCCUCUUACUUGGUUAUACUGGGUCGGGAACAAGCACUAUUUUCAAGCAGGCCAAGAUUCUUUACAAAAGCACUCCCUUCUCAGAUGAUGAACGUGGAAGUAUAAAGUUGACCAUUCAGACCAAUGUCUACGCCUAUCUUGGCAUACUCCUUGAGGGUCGUGAGCGUUUUGAAGAAGAAAGCCUGGGGAUUUUAAAGAAAAGUCAAUCUUCUGUGCUUGAAACUACAGGAACCAGUCCAAAACAUGGCAACAAGACAAUUUAUUCCAUUGGCACAAGACUAAAGGCAUUCUCUGACUGGCUUCUGAAAACCAUGGUUUCGGGCAAGCUUGAUGCUAUCUUCCCAGCUGCUACUCGUGAGUAUGCUCCACUGAUUGAGGAGUUAUGGAAUGAUGCUGCCAUUAAGGCUACAUAUGAAAGAAGAAGUGAAAUAGAAUUGCUGCCCAGUGUUGCCAGUUAUUUUUUAGAGCGGGCUAUUGAGAUAUUGAGGACUGAUUAUGAACCCUCGGAUUUAGAUAUUCUCUAUGCUGAAGGAGUUACUUCAUCCAAUGGGAUGGCUUCUGUAGAGUUUUCAUUUCCUCAAUCAGCUCCCGAGGAAACUGUCGACAUUGCUGAUCUACAUGACUCGUUAGUUAGGUAUCAAUUAAUUACAAUACAUGCAAGAGGGCUAGCAGAAAAUUGCAAGUGGCUAGAAAUGUUUGAGGAUGUUGGAUUGGUCGUUUUCUGUGUUUCCUUGAGCGACUACGAUCAAUUUUCUGUUGAUGGAAAUGGUUGUCGCACAAACAAGAUGAUAUUGAGCAGAAAGCUUUUCGAAGCCAUAGUUACUCAUCCUACUUUCGAACAAAUGGACUUUCUGCUGAUACUAAACAAACUAGAUGAGUUUGAGGAGAAAAUUGAACGAAUUCCACUGACCAAGUGUGACUGGUUAUCUGAUUUUCUUCCAGUAAUUAGUCGACAUCGCUCAGGCAUCAACAGUAACAGCAUUAACAAUAGCCCCUCCCUUUCUCAGCUUGCUUCCUAUUACAUAGCGGUUAAGUUUAAGAGGCUCUAUUCAUCUCUUACAGGGCGAAACAUGUAUGUCUCCUUGGUGAAUGGGCUGGAACCUGAUAGUGUUGAUGCAGCACUUAAAUAUGCGAAGGAGAUUUUGAAGUGGAACGAAGAGAGACCAAACUUUAGCUUAAGUGAUAACUCAAUGUACAGCAUUGAGGCGAGUUCAAUGUCUCUUUGA
Messenger RNA from Sphenostylis stenocarpa, 2712 nucleotides. NCBI's taxonomy places the organism in Eukaryota, Viridiplantae, Streptophyta, Magnoliopsida, Fabales, Fabaceae. The record is from the annotation of a GenBank genome assembly.